Messenger RNA from Salvia splendens (bonfire salvia), 870 nucleotides. Its product is annotated as glutathione S-transferase APIC-like. The record is from RefSeq and is a predicted model, not a curated record. The coding region runs from base 76 to 399 and encodes 107 amino acids. Gene Ontology annotation, cellular component: cytoplasm. Gene Ontology annotation, molecular function: glutathione binding; glutathione transferase activity. Gene Ontology annotation, biological process: glutathione metabolic process. The transcript is spliced from 2 exons. Lineage: Eukaryota; Viridiplantae; Streptophyta; Magnoliopsida; Lamiales; Lamiaceae.
GUGGUGGAGGCAUAAAUAAACGAAGCUCCUCCUCAUCCAAAUGGGAACACAUUGCAGCAAAUUCUCAACUGCAGAAUGGCGGCGGCGGUGAAAGUAUACGGCCCUCCCUUCUCCACCGCCGUGGCAAGGGUUAUGGUCACUCUCCUCGAGAAAGAUGUUCCCUUUCAGCUCCUUCCUGUUAACAUGGCCAAGGCUGAACACAAGAAGCCCGAUUACCUCAAAAUUCAGGUCUCUUUCCUCUUUGCUCAGCUAACACAAUAUUUGAUUUGUUGCAGCCAUUUGGACAAGUCCCAGCAUUUCAAGAUGAGGGCGUUACUCUCUUUGUACCUGAAUGAGACCCAUGUUGGGGAGCUCUUCAGGUCAAGGAAGAACGUCGAGAGUGUUGAGAAAACCGGGUAAUUUUCUCUCAAAUAGUGAAAUGAACCGAUUCAGUAAUUUUAUCGAGUAGACCCUGUUCAACAGAGAGGUGGUGGGGCGAGGUUUCAAGCCGAGAGUCGUGGAAGAAGGUUCUUGAGAUGCAGACUCCUCCGGCUCCAAAAAAGGCUUGAAAAGUUGCUUUUUUAUGAUGCUUUUGCUUACACCAAGUCUGAAUGAGGCAAGUCCUAACCUUCAUUUGAAUCUUAUUGUUAUUUGUCAAAUCUUUUUAUAUUAUGGAUACUUUCCACAUUUGAAUCUUAUUGUUGCAUUUGACACAAUAAAUUCAAAAGUUUGUAUCAGCUGAUCUAGAGCCUUUCCAUGAAGAUUGAAAAACAAUGGAAAGAAGACUAUCUAUUUCAGCUACGGACUUAAAAUUCUAUCACAAAAUGAAUGUCUUUAUUGUAAGAUAUUGGUUGAAGUAGAUCUCACUCAACAAGCAAUUAUGAAGAUCAA